AUGAUGUUUAUUAAGCUAGUUAUAGGCAGGCUUUUUGUGAACGUUGUUAGUGCAUAUGCACCUUAUGUGGGUCUGGAUGAAGAAGUCAAAAGGCUCUUUUGGGAGGUUUUGGAUGAAGUAGUGAGAGGUAUACCUAGUGCCGAAAAGAUUUUCAUUGGUGGAGAUUUCAAUGGUCAAAUCGGUACAACUUCUAAUGAUUUUGAUGAUGUCCAUGGAGACUUUAGUUUUGGGGAAAGGAAUGACAGCGGGGUUUCUCUCUUGGAGUUUGUCAAAACUUUUGAGUUGGUUAUUGCUAAUUCGUGUUUUCUGAAGAAGGAUAAUCAAUUGGUCACCUUUAGUAGCACGACAGCUAGGACUCAGAUUGACUACUUACUCCUCCAGAAGGAUGAUAGAGGCCUUUGUAAGGAUUGCAAGGUUAUUUCGAGUGAAAAUAGUACCACCCAACAUAAGCUUUUGGUGAUGGACUUAGAGAUUAAAAGGGAUAGGAGAAAGAAGACCCUUUAUAAUCGACCGAGGAUUAGAUGGGGGGGCCUAACUCCCGCCUUUUCUCGGGAGAUGGGGGAGAAGUUGAAUGAUUUAGGGGUCUGA
Solanum dulcamara is the source of this 588-nucleotide messenger RNA. RefSeq lists its product as uncharacterized. Gene Ontology annotation, cellular component: nucleus. The record is from RefSeq and is a predicted model, not a curated record. The transcript has a single exon. The coding region runs from base 1 to 588 and encodes 195 amino acids. Gene Ontology annotation, biological process: chromatin remodeling. Lineage: Eukaryota; Viridiplantae; Streptophyta; Magnoliopsida; Solanales; Solanaceae.